Molecule: messenger RNA, 3848 nt
Organism: Elaeis guineensis (African oil palm)
Lineage: Eukaryota; Viridiplantae; Streptophyta; Magnoliopsida; Arecales; Arecaceae
Source: RefSeq, a predicted model, not a curated record
CCUCUCGUGUUAGCAUUGCAGAGAGUGAAAUGGGAGCGCUCAAGACAGCGUUCUGCAGCUCGGGUGCCUUUGCUGCAGAACCAUCCCGCUCAAUGAAGGUGCCGGAGCCAAAGGCCUUCAAGGGGGAGCGCGAUGCUAAGGCCGUCGAGAAUUUUCUAUGGGACAUGGAGCAGUACUUCGUCGCUGCAAGAGUCCCUGAUAAAGAGAAGGUAACUCUUACUAGCAUGUAUCUAACCAAAGUUGCAAAGUUAUGGUGGCGGACCAGGUUAGACGAUGAUGCUAGUGCGAGCAGACCGAAGAUCGAGGCUUGGGAGACCCUUAAGAAAGAACUGAAGGACCAGUUCCUACCCUGCAAUACUUCAUGGUUGGCGCGGGAAUCCUUGAAAAAGCUGCGACAUGUGGGCUCGAUGAGGAGCUAUGUCAAAGAAUUCAGCUCGUUGAUGCUGGACAUCUGCAACAUGUCGGACGAGGACAAGCUAUUUAAUUUCCUGUCCGGCUUGCAACCGUGGGCGCAGUUGGAACUCCGGAGGCAAGGCAUGAAAGACUUGCCCUCGGCCAUGGCUGCAGUGGAUGGCUUGGUUGAUUUUCGCAUCAGUCGGCCUGUAGAGGGUGCGGAAGGGACUAGCAAGCCCAAGUCCAAUGGCAGGAAGCCAGCUGCCCAGAAGAAAUCCAAUGGCCGAGAGGAUGGCCAAAGCAUUGGCAAGGCUAGCGCACAAGAGAAAGGUAAAACCAGUACUUUCUCUAGUUGUUUCAUAUGUAGUGGACUGCACAGGGCAAAGGACUGCCCGAAGAAGGAAAGACUCAAUGCUGUGGUAGAGGAGGAUGGCCGAGGUGAUGAAGCCAGCCCCUCACGCGUCAACCCACUCCAACUCAUCAAUGCCAUGCGAGCGGAGAGGAGCAUACCAUCCGGCCUGCUGUACAUGAAGGUCAGGCUGGGCGGUAAGGAGAUGUUGGCCAUGGCGGACACAGGCGCAACACACAACUUCAUGACCGAGCGGACUGCGCAUGAGCUCGGGCUGAAGGUGACCAAGAGCAGCAGCAAGAUCAAAGCUGUGAACUCUGUGGCUCGUGAUGUUACUGGGAUAGCUGCUGGUGUCCAGGUAUCCCUUGGGUCUUGGACUGGUGUCCUCGGUUUCACUAUUGUUACAUUGGAUGAUUUUGAUAUCAUCCUGGGUAUUGAGUUCUUUGUGCAAGCAAAGGCAGCUUUGCUGCCUCAUCUGGGUGGGCUCAUGUUGCUGCACGAAGAAUACCCUUGCUUCAUCUCGAGUGUGGCUAACCCUCCAGCAAGGAAUGGAGGAACAUCUGGUGCGAUGUUGUCAGCCUUGCAGGUAAAGCAUGGGCUGAGAUGAGGUGAAGCUACCUUCCUGGUGGCCUUGGUGGAAAGGAAGGAAGGAGUCAUGGCGGAAGUUCCUAAUGAAGUGGCUGACCUGCUGCAGAAGUAUGCGGACCUCAUGCUAGCCGAACUGCCAAAGGAACUUCCACCAAGGAGAACAAUUGACCACAAGAUUGAGUUGGUGCCGGGGGUGAAGGCACCAGCCCAAGAGCCCUAUCGCAUGAGUCCCUUGGAGCUGGGGGAGCUGCGCAAGCAAUUGACUGAGCUGCUGGAUGCCGGCAUGAUCCAGCCUUCCAAAGCACCUUAUGGAGCCCCGGUGCUGUUUCAAAGGAAGAAGGAUGGCUCGCUGCGCAUGUGCAUGGAUUAUAGGGCCCUGAACAAGGUUCGCAUCUCGAAAGGAGAUGAAAGGGAAGAGCACCUGUGUAACUCGUUAUGGAGCAGAGGAGUUAGCGCCAUCACGGAAGCAAUUUUGGAAGCUGAAAGUUGCCCCGUGACAGUUGUGAAAAUGGAUCGAAAGAAGGUACAGGCCAUUCUGGAUUGGGCAGCACCUACCAAAGUUGCCGAGUUGAGAAGUUUUCUUGGGUUGGCAAACUAUUAUCGCAAAUUUGUGGCCGGAUAUUCAAGGAAGGCUACCCCAAUGACAGAUCUGUUGAGGAAGGAUCAACCAUGGGUUUGGACCGAAAGGUGCCAAGAGGCCUUUGAGGAAUUGAAGGUGGCUGUUUCGUCGAAACCAAUGCUGAAGUUGCCCGAUUUUGUGAAGCCUUUCAAAGUGCAUACCGAUGCCUCCGAUAAAGCAGUUGGAGGUGUGCUGGUACAAGAGGGACAUCCAGUUGCCUUUGAAAGCUGGAAACUCAAAGAGGCAGAACAGCGAUAUUCUGCCCAUGAGAAGGAGAUGCUAGCUGUGGUGCAUUGCUUGAGGACAUGGCAGGUCUACCCGUUGGGUACUAGGUUUGUGGUGAAAACUGAUAAUGUGGCUAACACAUUUUUCUUGACGCAGAAAAAGCUGUCUCCUAGACAGGCUCGGUGGCAGAAAUUCUUGAUGGAAUAUGACAUGGAAUGGGAGCAUAAACCUGGGAGGCAUAACCAGGUUGCUAAUGCCUUGAGUAGGAAAGGCAUUGUGGAAAUGGCUGCUGCCAUUUCUUCUGUGGAAGUAGACUUCACCGAUAGGAUUCGGGUGGUGGCGCAGUCGGAUAAAGGCUACCAAAAGCUGCUUCAACAGGUUCAGGAUGUGAUGGCUCUCUUGUCCCGUACAUUUGUACGGGCGAAGAUGGAAGAGGACAUUGAGGCUUAUGUCCGGUCUUGCUUCGUGUGCCAACAAGACAAAGUGGAGAGGCGCAAGGAGGCGGGUCUCCUACAACCUUUGCCGAUUGCAGAAAGGCCAUGGGUUUCGGUAUCCAUGGAUUUCAUCAGUGGCUUCUCGAAGAUGGAAGGUAUGACUUCUAUCAUGGUGGUUGUUGAUCGCUUCUCUAAAUAUGCUGUGUUUGUUCCAGUCCCAGAAGCAUGUCCAGCGGAGACUGCUGCGGACUUGUUCUAUCGAAAUGUGGUGAAACAUUUCGGGUUGCCUUCAGAUAUCAUCAGUGAUAGAGAUGCUUGAUUCACGGGAAGGUUUUGGACCUAUCUCUUUCAAUUGAUGGGUUCUGAACUCAAGUUCUCCAUAGCAAAUCAUCCUCAAACUGAUGGUCAGACGGAGAGGGUGAAUGCAUUGUUGGAGGAGUAUCUCAGACACUAUGUGACAGCCAGCCAAAGGAAUUGGUUGAAGCUGUUAGACACUGCUCAAUUUUGCUAUAAUCUUCAUCAAUCUUCUGCAAUAGGAUUCAGUCCUUUUGAGUUGGCGACUGGACGCCAACCUCUUACCCCUCAAGAAAAUGCUUUGCAAAAAUCUGGGGGAAUCUGCCCGGCAGCCUAUCGAUUUGCUCGCAAUCAGCAGGAAAUGCUGGAGGAGGCACAGGACAGUCUCCAUAAAGCAGCGAGGAGGAUGAAGAAAUAUGAAGAUAAAGGGCGCAGGUCUUUAGAAUUUAAUGUGGGGGAUAAAGUUCUGCUAAAACUGACUCCUCAAAUCUGAAAAAAGAUCAACAGUAAGAAGGUACAUCGAGGUCUUAUUCCAAGGUAUGAUGGACCCUUUGAAGUGGUGAAGAAGGUGGGAAAUGUCGCCUAUCGGUUGCAUCUGCCGGAAAGGUUAAAGGUACAUCCAACCUUUCAUGUGAGUUAUCUAAGGCCCUUUCAUGAAGAUGCAGAUCCUUCAAGGAUUCAGGCGCAAAGAGCCCCACCGACAAUAAGGCAACAAUUUGACAAAGAGGUGGAGAAAGUUCUUGACCACCGGACCUUGGGACACAGCAAGAAGAACAGAAGGACCGAAUAUUUGGUCUAAUGGAAAGGGGAACCAGAGAACGAGGCUAGUUGGGAGAAGGAGACUUCUUUGUGGCAGUUUGGAGAGGCGAUCCAAACUUACUUGUCACACCUCCCUCCAAGGACGUCGGGAUCUUCGGGUGGUGGAGGUUUGUCACGGUCCCAUUAG